Fusarium venenatum is the source of this 450-nucleotide messenger RNA. RefSeq lists its product as uncharacterized. The record is from RefSeq and is a predicted model, not a curated record. Lineage: Eukaryota; Fungi; Ascomycota; Sordariomycetes; Hypocreales; Nectriaceae.
AUGCGCGCCUCAAUCUGCACUGCUCUCACCCUCGCCGCUGGCGCUCUCGCCGCAGAGGAAAAGGUCACCGUUUCCAAGCUCUCUAUUCACAGCAUCGGAAGUCCCGUCGGUACCAAGAUCGAGAGUGUCUCUUUCGUUCUCAACGGAGAUGAUGCCGACAACGUCAAGUGUUCUGCCAAGAAUGUUGCUUUCCCGGUCCCCGACGAUAUCCUGCCUUGUGGCGACUCCAACUAUGCCUUCACCCUUUGGGAGGGUGAGAAGGGUGCCAAGUUCCGUGUUAUGGUUUAUCACGAUGUUGGCGACAGUCGUGCCGACCUUCGAGGUGGCGCUGAUAUUCGCACCAAGUGCGACAACAGCCAGGGCAGCGGCCCGGCUGACGAGAUCUGCACUCAGGUCAAGCCUGUGAGCUUCAAGAUCGACGGCCCCGUCGGUAGCUCCCCUGAUAUGUAG